Messenger RNA from Desarmillaria tabescens, 901 nucleotides. RefSeq names its product histidine phosphatase superfamily. The record is from RefSeq and is a predicted model, not a curated record. The transcript has 9 exons. Lineage: Eukaryota; Fungi; Basidiomycota; Agaricomycetes; Agaricales; Physalacriaceae. The coding region runs from base 84 to 740 and encodes 218 amino acids. Gene Ontology annotation, biological process: ribose phosphate biosynthetic process. Gene Ontology annotation, molecular function: sedoheptulose-bisphosphatase activity.
GGAUGCAUUACAAAUACUCCCACGGUUCCAGAGUAUAAAGGGGCUAAUAUUCCAGCUUUCUGUCUUUGCGCCUAUUCGAAACCAUGGCACGCCCAAUGCCACGUCUUUUUCUUAUCCGUCAUGGAGAGACUGAAUGGUCCAAAAACGGUGAUAUACCUCUUACGGCAAGAGGAGAAGAGCAAAUCAAGUGCCAGGCCCAGAUCCUAGUCGGCGACGGGAAGAUCAUCGAUCCUAAGAAUCUUUGCACUGUCUUUGUCUCUCCUCGCCAGCGGGCUCACAAAACAUUCCACCUUCUCUUUGACCAUGUCGAGACGCCACAUCACAUCAUCACUGAGGAAGUACGAGAAUGGGAUUACGGUCAAUACGAAGGACUUCUGCCAUCUGAAAUUCAGGCCCGCAAUCCAGGCUGGAAGAUCUGGAAAGAUGGUUGCCCCGACGGUGAAAGUGUAGAAGAGAUGCAGAAUCGCGUUGACAUUGUCAUCAAAAAUGUCCGUGAAUAUCACCGGCAAUACAAGGAAGAGGGACUCAAUACUCGUGAUGUGGUCAUCGUGGCGCACGGACACUUCAGUCGCGUUCUUUUGGCUCGGUGGAUCCGCUUUUCCCCUCCACCUCGGUACGUGAAAUUUAUUAGUACAAAUUUCAAUGUUGAGCCUGGAGGGGUCGCCGUGCUUGGAUACAACCAUAACAAUCUGGAAGAGCCUGCAAUGAACGCCCUGAAUCUGUAUGCAGAGCUCAAAUAGCAAGGUUUUUGUACCUGUAGCAAUAGGUGUUGUACAUUAAUUAAUGACACGCGUAUAGAAUAGACGUCAGAGUCACACAGCUGCCCUACGUCCAGUUGAACGCCACAACGACGCGUCCUCCUAGUAUUCAGUAUUAAUUUGAAAUGAUAAUUGCUUCCGAC